Choloepus didactylus (southern two-toed sloth) is the source of this 3833-nucleotide messenger RNA. RefSeq names its product platelet activating factor acetylhydrolase 1b catalytic subunit 2 (gene PAFAH1B2). Lineage: Eukaryota; Metazoa; Chordata; Mammalia; Pilosa; Megalonychidae. The coding region runs from base 172 to 861 and encodes 229 amino acids. The transcript has 6 exons. The record is from RefSeq and is a predicted model, not a curated record.
UGCUGCUGGUGCUGGGGCCCGAGCGGGGACGCGCCGGAGCGGGGCCGCCGGGACUGAGCGAGCGACAGACGCGCCACCCGCCGAAGCCGCAGCCGCUUAGGGCCCGCACGGACCCUCUACCUGCGUGAGUGCAUCCAGAGUCGCGGGGAACCUGUGGCUUAGAGGUGUAGAAUGAGCCAAGGAGAUUCAAACCCAGCAGCUAUUCCACAUGCAGCCGAAGAUAUUCAAGGAGAUGACAGAUGGAUGUCUCAGCACAACAGAUUUGUCCUGGACUGUAAAGACAAAGAGCCUGAUGUCCUGUUUGUGGGAGACUCCAUGGUACAGUUAAUGCAGCAGUAUGAGAUAUGGCGAGAGCUUUUUUCCCCCCUUCAUGCACUGAAUUUUGGAAUUGGAGGAGAUACAACAAGACAUGUUUUGUGGAGAUUAAAGAAUGGAGAACUGGAAAAUAUUAAACCUAAGGUCAUUGUUGUCUGGGUAGGAACAAACAACCAUGAAAAUACAGCAGAAGAGGUAGCAGGUGGGAUCGAGGCCAUCGUACAACUUAUCAACACGAGGCAGCCACAGGCCAAAAUCAUCGUAUUGGGUUUGUUACCUCGAGGUGAGAAGCCCAACCCUUUGAGGCAAAAGAAUGCCAAGGUGAACCAGCUUCUCAAGGUUUCCCUGCCGAAGCUUGCCAAUGUUCAGCUCCUGGAUACCGAUGGGGGCUUUGUGCACUCGGACGGUGCCAUCUCCUGCCACGACAUGUUUGAUUUUCUGCAUCUCACGGGAGGGGGCUAUGCAAAGAUAUGCAAACCCCUCCAUGAACUGAUCAUGCAGUUGUUGGAGGAAACACCUGAGGAGAAACAAACCACCAUUGCCUGACUGGCUCCUAUCAGUGUUAAUAGCAUCACAGCUUCCUCAGAUCAGUUAUAUCACUGGCACUCCAGAAUCCUUCUCUUUCUUAAAGCACUUUGCAUUGUAGAAUGUUCCUGGAUGUUCAUAUCUAGUGUUUGAAGGGGAGGAGGGAUUUAAACUGGUCCUGUACAUAGAAGGUUUGUUUGACACAGGAAAAAAUUAGCCAAGGAAGAUUGUUGUUUAAAUUCAUUUGAAACCAGAAGGGGACUUUUUAGUUGUAUGUGUGACCCAUUCAUUGAAUUAUAUCACUGUUAUCCUAUGACAACAUCAGCCUAAGUACUGAACAAUAUGAAGAUAUUUUUUGGGUUUUUUUUGUUUUUUUUAACCUUUCCUUCUAUGGAUUAUGUCAUGUAUAGUAAUUAUCAGAAUCACACAUACUUGGCUUUAAAACAGAUGUUUUUUCCACAUUUUAAGGUUCGUAUUUUAGCCUUUUGUUUUCAUUUUGUUUUACUUGUAUGUAUUCUCAGUGUUUUCUUAACAUAUAGCAUCCAAGUGAACAUCAUUCAUACAUGGGAGAUGCUAUAGUUUCUAGUGAAUUUGUUCUGCUCUUUUAAUCUUUCUCAUGCUUAGCAGUAAAAACAGGUUUUUCCCCAUUUGGGGUCUCUAUGGAGGGUUUUGUUUUUAUGCUGCUUAAUAUCAUGUCUACAGUAGACCCAUGCAUGCAGCCUUCCCUUCCCAUCCUCCCUUGUCCCCUCUUUUUUUUUGGUCAUUGUUGACAUUACAAACUUAACACAUUUUUGACCUAGGGGCUCUGUUGCUGGAAGUAUAAGUCCCCAGCCAGUUACUCUCAUGAUGAUAUUACUGAUAUAUAACUCAUUCCUGUGUGGUGUUCUGUACUAUAGAGUCUGUGUAGUGCUAUCCAUAAUCCGAGUUCUGGUUGGUUCUGUUUGUUUGUUUUUCCCUUAAAACCUGUUACUGUUUCCUUUUUUGGAAAAAAAAAAAAAUCAGAACUCUGUUUCUCAUUCCAGUAAGGCUAGCCUUAUUUCAAGUUUUAUGUAUUUUUUUUUUUAUUGGUUUUAGUUUUUAAAGUCCAGAAAAAGUUGGCCUUUUCCCAUCAUUUUAGACACAAACAACUAGGUUUGUCCAACAUAGGGUUUCUCAUUGAUGUACCGCCACCAUCCAAAAAUUACUUUAGGAGAGCUCUUUAUAAUCUUAGUGGUUUGCUUGAGCUACAAGAACUGCCAUUAAAAAAAUAAUGGGACAGUAUAUGGCUUAUUGUCCAGUAUACCUAUGGAAUAUGUACAAACUGGAUCUACAACAAAUAUUUUAAACUGGAUCGGUGGGUGCUGAAGUAGCCCAUCAAAAUGUGCUCUGCAGUGAUUCCCCUUCCUGCUCAAGUUCAAUAACUAAGGCAUAUGUUUUUUGUUCUGCCUGCAAGACAUAUGGCAGUGCUUUUGUGUGUUUGGGGUGAAGGGUUGAUUUGUGCAAAGACCCAUGUCUGAUUGACAGAUAGAACUUGGGCUCAUUUUUUUCUUGUAGAAGCGUCUUGGGAUUUUGUUUUUUCUUUUUUUAAAAAAUACAUACUUUUCUGAAUGUAUCAUGUCUUCAUUAACAACAGAAAAUACACAUGGUGUUUACUAAACUUGUUUACUAUGUUCAAAUUUCCUUUUUAUUUUUAGAAGCCCAGGUUCUUAAGUUUUUCAAGACAUUUUUUUCCUUAACUGAGGUGUAGUUCGAGGGAGGAGAAUUAAUUAAGCCAGAAUUUUGUAUUUGAAAAGAUACUUCUCUCCAGAUGUUUUUCUGGUUGUCAGAAGAUUGAAGUAUGGUCCAAAUAAACCCAUCAGGUUACUCCUGCAGCAUGCGUUUUCCUCGUCUCUCCCUUUGUCAGCUGACCUUCGGCUCGUUUUGCAUAUAUGUUUAAACCUCAGAUAUUACUACCGUUUUUAUCUGCUAGAGCUAUUCAAGCAGUAGUAUUUGAACCACUAGACUUUUAAAUAAAAUUCUGCCCCAUUGCUAAUGUGUAAACAUUGAGUUCACUUUAAUUUCUUACCAGAUAUCUCUGCACUGCUUUAAGCACAAAGUGUUUUUCGUUGACCAUCCCAGUUUGCUACAGUGACAAAACUUAAGGCUUAGUCUUUGGAGUUCACCUCUUUGUACUUACUUUUUGUUUUGUUAUUUAAAAAAAGAAAUUAAUGCACUGCCCAAGUGAAAUGUCCUAGUUGUCAUUGUGAUUAAGGGGCCAGCUUUCCAGAUGGCUAGCAAAGGUAUUAUUCUGUUUUCUCCCGGCAAUUUUCAAUUCAUUUGCCCACCUAUUCUCGCUACCCUAAAUGGUAACCAGUGAUGGAAAUGGUAAAGAUUUCCAUAGUCACAUCUUGAAAACCACAGGUUGAAGUUUACUGCUCAGAGUUAUCUAGGGCAGGUUGUUUUGUUGUCCACACACCUGGACUGUCAUAGGCAGUGCUUUAUCUGCCAUGGUUGGAUUGUGAACAUCUAUCGAAACCUGAAUCUUUUCUAACAAAAGAUUCCUAACAAAACAAAUAUUGAGUGGCUCAUGCUCUGCUCUUGAGAAUUCUGUUUCUCAUUGUUAAAAGAAAUCCCAACUUUCUGUUGCCUUUUAUUUUUUUUAACCUAGUCACUGUUUACAGUUGUAUGCUAAAGCCUGAAAUAUUGUUUAUGCUGUGGUGUAUGAGCAUUGCCAAUUUUAUAUUUAUUUCAGUGAAGAAGAAACUCAAAAUAUAUGAAAAUGAGGAGCCUGUCUAAGCUCCUAAAUCUGUGGAUGCAUGUGGGAGAAGUGAGUUGGGGCCUUUUGAAAGGAGGCCUUUUGGAGAGGGGUCCCCCAGGCUUCUCCCCAGUGUUUCCUGCUUUGGGAUCGCUGCUGCAAGCUGACUGGACCUCCCCAAUGGAAGUUUCUGAUUCUGCUUUGGCAAAGUCUCAUUGACUAGUAGAAUUCAUCCUGUUUUAGUGCGUAAUUCAAUAUAAAUGUAAACAUUUCACUCAGA